CAAGGGAGAUGAUCCGUUGUUUGGCGGUGUUUUUCAGGCCGGAAGUAGUACAGGAGUUUCGACAGACGACACAGUUGCCGACAAAAUGAACACGUUUCUUUCACGUUUAAACACAAUCUUCGCGUUCACUCUGAGCGUGAUGGCAGUUUUGACUUUCUGCUGUUUUUUAACGACUGCCUUUAAUGACAGCAAGCGCCCUGUCGAAAUUGGCACAGCAAAAGUAACAGUAAAGAAUGUACCAGACUAUUCAGCAGAUAGAGAGCGCAGUGAUCUUGGAUUUGUUGUAUUUGAUUUAUCUGCAGAUUUGACUCCUCUGUUCAAUUGGAAUGUCAAACAGCUCUUUUUGUACCUGACAGCAGAAUACAAGACUGAGGAUCAUCCACUCAACCAGGUGGUAUUGUGGGACAAGAUUAUUGUGCGAGGAGAAAAUGCCAUUCUGAACCUAAAGAAUGCUAACACGAAAUAUUACUUUUGGGAUUAUGGCAACGGUCUUAAGGGAAACAACAAUGUGACCAUCACAUUAUCCUGGAAUGUCAUUCCUAAUGCUGGAACUUUGCCAAAGGUUGCUGGUGAUGGUCGACACAGGAUACAGUUCCCAAAUGAAUAUUCUUCAGGAAGAUUUUAGGAAUAAAAGCGUUUUCUUUUUUUUUAAGCCUAAUUUGGUGGUUGUCUUGAUUUAAGUGGAGAAGUACAGGUGCCACUGAGAUGUCUGGUUUUGGAAGUUUGGUUGGAAAUGUAUGUUUUCAAAAUAUUGAAUUUAUAUUUAUUUCUAAUUUUGUGGGGGUUUUUCUUUUUCUUUGAAAGUUGCUUAAGAGAAACUGAAAUGUUUAAAAAGUGUUGUUAUGAGUGAGUGACAUGAAAAAAUAUUUCCUUUGAAAUGUACACAUUUGUUUUUUGAAGUUUGUAUGUGUGCGUGAACCAGUUAUAAGACUGAUACAAGUCUUCACUUGCUAAACCUGCUUCUGAUCCUCCCAUGAUUCAUAAUCAUAGUUUGCUCUGCAUUUACUAGAUAUACAGCAGCAGAGAGAAUGAAUGAAUAGUUGGAUUAUUUUAAUAGUCAAUUUUUAGUGGUGAGAUUAUGAAUGGACUUGCAGACAGUACUGAUAUACAUACCAACAUAUGCAAGUUAUUAAAUUGUGAUGUGAUCAGCAAUGUGAUGCCACAGAAUACUAACAGCUCUUAUUAUUCCCAAGAAAUGCUGCAGAAUUAACUGUGUGUAGAUAUAAAUACACAGGGUGAAGGCUAAUAGUAGGCUAACUUUGUGAAUAACACAGAACCAUUGUACAUGAUUCCAUGUAGCUUUAUUGCAAGUGUACAGUACAACCCUUCAGGAAGGAGCAUUCUUAAAUCAUUCUUGCAUCAUCACUUUCUCUUUGCCCUGGACUCUUGCAAUAUAUUGAAUCUUGCACCUAGCCUUACUAUGGUGAAAGAUAUUAGAAUACUGAAUAUUGUCUUCAUGCAUAGACAUCCUUAAGCUUCAGUCAGGUAAUUAACAAUGGUCAAUUUUAUUAUGUUUCAUUAGGCACAGAAUGCUAGACUGAAAAGUGUUAUUUCUUAACAAUGCCUUUUUUUUUUUUUUUUUUUUUUUUUGGUUGGGGGAGGGCAUGAAAAAACCUCCAAUCUAGCUGCAUUUUAUUAAUUUUAAAAUGAUUGGACUUACUACAAGAUGCUAAGUCAUCAAAUAUAGUCAGAGGAACUCAUCCACUACGCAAAUCCCAAGUGACUUGUAGACUGUUGCUGAAGGUGUAUAUUUGGCAGUGUUGACAUGAGAAAAGACAGCACAUAGGAAGAUCCCGCACAAAUAUGUGCAUGAAGGAAAUUUCGCCCUACAACCUCAUUAAAGACUGCAGUCACUUUAAACUUAUGGUGGGUAUAUUAAAACAAAAAUGCACAACUAUUUAUAUAAGUAAACCAUAUUUUCACCUUGCUGCAAACUCCUACCAAUUCCAAGCCUUACUCUCAUUAAAAAUGAUGUCAAACCCUGUUA
Messenger RNA from Pomacea canaliculata, 1987 nucleotides. RefSeq names its product signal peptidase complex subunit 3-like. Gene Ontology annotation, biological process: protein targeting to ER. Gene Ontology annotation, cellular component: membrane; signal peptidase complex. The record is from RefSeq and is a predicted model, not a curated record. Lineage: Eukaryota; Metazoa; Mollusca; Gastropoda; Architaenioglossa; Ampullariidae.